AUGAUAAUACGCAACGCUGCGGUGCGGCAUGGCCGCCGCCAAUUGGCUGCCCCUGUCGCACGCUCCGUGCUCCUGCGCCAUCUCACGACAGCCUCGACUCCGACCGCCACACCAACGACACACGCCUGGCCCGAGGCGCAGGCCGAGCAGCCGGCGCCGCCCAAGCUCUUCUCAGCGUCCAAGAAAAAGCAGCGUCGCGACAAUGCCUCCAUCAGCCUGAGCACCAACACCGGCCACGAGCACUACGGCACCAAGUGGACGAGAUCGCACGAGAUCGGCGGCCGGGAGCUCUCGCCCAAGAAGCAAUACGCCGAGUUUGAGCGGGUGCAGAGGUCGACGCGGUCGGUAGGCACGCGGGUCGAGCGGCGGUACGUGCCGUCGGAGCUGAUUGCGAACCCGCCGACGCCCGAGGACGUGUCGCUGGAGCUUCUGAUGGCCUCACAGACGCACAUGGGCCACAACACGUCGCUGUGGAACCCGGCCAACGCGCGCUACAUCUACGGCGCCCGCCAGGGCAUUCACAUCAUCUCGCUCGAGGCAACGGCGGCGCACCUGCGCCGCGCGGCCCGUGUAGUCGAGGAUGUGUCGUACCGCGGCGGUCUCGUCCUGUUUGUGGGUAACCGGCCCGGCCAGAUGGAGAUUGUGACGCGCGCGGCCGAGCUGGCGGGUGCGUGCCACCUAUAUACGAAAUGGAUCCCGGGCAGCAUCACCAACCGUGAUGUGAUUCUCAGGAACAAGGGCAUGAAGGUUGUCGACGGCAAGGACAAGGAGCUCGAUGAUUUUGACGGGUUCAAGAAUACCGCGCGCCCGCUGGUGCCGGAUCUGGUUGUGUGCCUGAACCCCAUGGAAAACUAUACGCUACUUUACGAAUGCGGCCUGGCCAGCGUGCCUACCAUUGGUGUCAUUGAUACCAAUGCCAACCCUACCUGGGUGUCUUAUACAAUUCCCGCCAACGACGACAGUCUACGAUCGACCGCCGUCAUCGGCGGUGUCCUGGGCCGUGCCGGCCAGCGCGGCCAGGAGCGUCGUCUUGCCGAGGCCAAGAACGGCAACGUCACAUGGCAGACACCGCCGCCGCUGGAGACCCAGAUGCAAAGGGACAUCAAAACAGCCGUGCAACAACGCAAGGAGGUCAUGGGCCGCAUGCAGGCCAACCUGGUCGGCUUCAACGAGGAGGAGCUCCAGAUCCUGCAGACUGAGUACGACGGCGCCGCCAAGUCGGUCAGCGAGGCGGACAUGGUCAAUAUGAUGGCUGAGACGUCUGUCGAGGAGGCGGCCGAGGCACAUGCCCCAGUCGUGGACCUGGCGGCCAAGGCCGGCGAGAUUGCGGCCAGCCUGGACACAGCCAAAACCCACGCCUCUACGCUCCAGUCGGAUAUUGCAGAUAUUCGGAACCCGGUGUACUGGUAUUGGCAUAAAAAAUUGUAUACGCCAAAGCAGCAUUACAUAAAGAAAAGAACACAGUCUGUCCAAGCUCAUGCCGCAGCCAUGCCCGCUGUCGUCGACGACCCGGCCAGCCCCACCAUCUACCGCGUCUCCGGGCAGGCUCCGUUCCCCGACCCGGGGGCGCCGCUGCCCGAGACCAUUGUCCCGCGCAGGGUGACGCUGCGGGACCGGCAGACGGUGGCCACGAUCCUGCCCAUCGUGUCGGCGCGGCACCAGGUGCCCUCCUCGCUCAUUACGUACCUCUGUGGGCAGAUCAACCGCGAGAUUGACGGCGGCGACACAUAUCCGAUGAUGGAGCCGUUCACGCCCGCCGGCUUCGCGGCCUACUGGUUCCAGAACUUUGGCGCCGUCAUGCUGCUCGGCGACUUUGCCAGCGCCGACGACGUGCCCGACAGCCACGACUGGGCGCGCGACUGCCUCGGCAGCUUCUACAUCAAGCCCAACUACCCGGGCCGCAGCAGUCACGUCUGCAACGGCGGGCUGCUCGUCACGGACGCCUCGAGGAACCGCGGCGUGGGCCGGCUGAUGGGUGAGUCGUACAUUGACUGGGCGCCGCGGCUCGGGUACACGUACAGCGUGUUCAAUCUCGUCUACGAGACAAACGUCGCCUCGUGCAAGAUCUGGGACGCGCUCGGCUUCAAGCGCAUCGGCCGCGUCAAGGGCUGCGGCAACCUCAAGAGCCACCCGGAUCGGCUCGUCGACGCCAUCAUCUACGGGCGGGAUCUGCCGCCGCCGCGCGUCUCCGGCGACGGCGACGACGACGGCGGCGACGACCUGCUCGUCGUCAGCGAGGAGCGCUUCGACAAGAUCCGCUACUACCUCAAGUUUGGGCGCUACCCCAACGGCGCGGAUCGCGCCGAGAAGAGCCGCCUGCGCUCCGCGGCCACGCACUACAAGCUGCUCGAGGACGGCGACACGCUGAUGCUCAAGGACAAGCUGGUCGUGUCGGACCCCGCGCGGCAGUACGAGAUUGCGCGCGAGACGCACAGCUCGCACCACGGCGGCAUCAACAAGACGACGGCGAUUAUUGCGGAAAAGUACCACUGGAGCCGCAUCAAAGAGACGGUCAGCGACGUGAUUCGCCUGUGCAAGGAGUGCAAGGAGCUCGCCAAGGCGCCAAACACCAACGGCAACGGAGCCGCGGCAGCGGCGACGACCGCUGCGGCAGGGCAGACGGCGGUAGGGCGGGCAACGGCCUCUAAGCCAACAACGCCCGUGGCCGGCGUGAAACGCUCCCGCUCUCCUUCGCCCGAGAAGAACGGCACCAGUCCGUCAACGAUGCCGCGCCCGCUCUCACCACCACGAAGCGCGCCGCCCGAAGCACCCCACCACCGGCCCCUUUCGGCGGACACAAUCACGCAUGUCGACAACGACCGGGUAUUGGGUCUGCGCACCCACCACACCAACAGCACGCUGCUCCCCGGCGCGCUCUCCUCGUCGUCCUCGCUAUCGACCGCCGUCCACCCCCUCCUUCACAGCAGCAACGUGAGCCCCGGCCCGUACGCCAACCCAAGCGACAUCUCCGUCGUGCGGCCCUCGCAGACCACCCUCGCCGCAGCGACAGCAGGCUUCCUGCAGCAGCACAGCAGCCACGCGCACAACGGCGGCGGCGGCGGCGGCAGCAGCAGUCCGGACCAGGAUGACGACGUGUACCAGCCGAUCGACCCGCAAAUCAUGAACCACGACGACGGCAUUCACGCGUUUGACGGCUACCACGCGCACUCGGACUUUCAGGCGCUCCUGCACGCGACGGAAGACGACGACGGCGGCGUGGCGGAGAGGGAGCGUCGGGCCGCCGUGGAUCGCGACCUGGAGAUGCUGAUUGAGCAUCACGACGACGACGACGAUGACGAUGACGACGAGGCGGCGGUACUGGCGGCGAAAACGGAGAAAAAGAGCAGAAGUGGUAGUAGUGCAGAGAAUGAAGGUAGCGGUGGCACUGCUGAGGGUGCUGCUGCUGGCGGCGGCGGGCAGGCGGAUGCGGACAUGGACGAUUUGGAUGAUUCUGUAUUGCAGGAUCCGAGGGAUUGGACGUAA
Messenger RNA from Akanthomyces muscarius, 3483 nucleotides. RefSeq lists its product as uncharacterized. The coding region runs from base 1 to 3483 and encodes 1160 amino acids. Gene Ontology annotation, biological process: translation. The record is from RefSeq and is a predicted model, not a curated record. The transcript is spliced from 5 exons. Lineage: Eukaryota; Fungi; Ascomycota; Sordariomycetes; Hypocreales; Cordycipitaceae. Gene Ontology annotation, molecular function: structural constituent of ribosome; acyltransferase activity, transferring groups other than amino-acyl groups. Gene Ontology annotation, cellular component: ribosome; small ribosomal subunit.